UGCUAACACUAAGUAUUGAAAAGUGAAGUAUAAUUGUCGUGCACACAGCACUCAUUGUUUGCAACGUCACUUUAGUCGGUUUUCGGUAACGUUAAAGAGGUUAUCGACCGGUGUCUAUCAAAAAGUGCUAUUUUUUUUGCCACACGCAAGCACUGUUGUUUAAAAAAAGAAUGGAGCGACAAUGCCAAUGUGGUGGUUCUCACGACGAAAGGGAGCUUGGAGUCCAGUAUAAUUUGUACGAAAAAAUUGAUUUACAAAAUGUUGAGUGCCUUAACGAACUGGCGGAAGGUUCUGGAGUUAAAGUUUUCAAGUCUUGGGAAGAGCGUCUGGACCACACAAAGUAUGUUGAAAGUGAUGUAGAUGAGGAACUUCUUUUUAACAUACCAUUUACUGGUGAUAUUAAGCUCAAAGGUAUUAUCAUAGUGGGAGGACCAGGCGAGUCUCAUCCUACUGAAGUUAAAUUAUUCAAAAACAGAGAAGGAAUGACAUUCGAUGAAGCUGCCAGCGAACCUGAACAAAAGUUUGAGUUAGUUAUUGACCAAUAUGGUGUUCAUGAGUAUCCUGUCAAAGUGGCAAAAUUUUCUUCAAUGCAUUACCUUACCCUCCAUUUUACCGGAAACCAAGGAGCGGAGAGGACUAGAAUUGAUUACAUUGGACUCAAAGGAGAAUGGUCACCUGGGCACCGUCAUGGAGUGACUAUUUGCUCGUAUGAAGCCAUUCCACAGCACCAAGAUCAUAUUACUAGUGAUGACAGUCACUCUGAUUUUUCACGUGAAGUUUCAUAAUUUUAAGCUAUUGCUACUUGUAUAACUGAGAAGUAAUUUAAGUCUGAUACCUUAUAAGUAAAAUUAUUU
Molecule: messenger RNA, 854 nt
Organism: Copidosoma floridanum
Lineage: Eukaryota; Metazoa; Arthropoda; Insecta; Hymenoptera; Encyrtidae
Product: PITH domain-containing protein GA19395
Cellular component (GO): nucleus
Source: RefSeq, a predicted model, not a curated record